AUUAAAAACUUGAAUUUCUGGUACACAUGCGUGUUUAUGUUGAUAAAACUCCGUUUUACAAAUACUCAGUGUGAUUACAUAUUAAUAAAAACAACUAUAACCAGGAACAUGAGCCCACUAAAUAGAGGACCUUUGCUGCCGCCGCGGAUGCCUCCAGUAGGUAUGCGACCUCCACCACCGCGCUUCGGGCGACUUCCAAUGCCAGGAAUGCCUCCACCUCCUCCACCUAUGGGGCCAGCUUUUGGACCGAUGCGCCAGCGAAUGCCUCCACCACCACCCAGACCUGGCUUGAUGAUGCGUCCAGGACCUGGAGGCCCUCCACCAAUGCCUCUUUUCGCACCUAGAACUCGAGGACCACCACCACUUAUGAUGAUGGGUCCCCGAGGCAUGGGCCCACGCGGACCGCCAAUGAGACCUGGACCCAGAGGAAUUUUACCCCCACAGGGUUUACCACACAUGAGACCGAGAUUCCCGCCUGGAAAUGCAGUUAUUAAAGCUAAAUCUAUGAAUAAUCCCAAGAAAGGCAACAAAUUAGAGGAAAUGGAAUUAAAAAAACCUUGGAUGACGGACGAAAUACGAGGUGAAGUCCAGCGUAAAAACAAACUUUACGCAAAAGCCAAAAAAAAUAAAGACGCUAAAGAGUGGGAAGAAUUCAAAGAUCUCAGGAAUAAAGUAACACGUAUGAUAAAAGACGCUAAGAAUGAGUAUUUAGCUAAGAAUCCUGACCAGGGUGGUCAAAAAGCAAGUGAUAAGAAUACAGUUGAGUCCGAGAGUGUUCAGGAAACAGAGAAAACAGAAAUUCAAGCUGAACCGGUUACGAAAAUGGAAGCAGCCUUGUACCAAGAUGAUGAAGAUUAUCACGAUCUGCGUGAUGAAAAUAAUCUGAGUGAAGAUGAAGAAAUUAUUUUUUACUGUGAAAUAUGUGAUCGUGAGUUUGUAACUGAGAAACUCCUCGAAGAUCACAAUAGCACUCACAAAGUUUGUGGGAUUGACGGAUGUGAGUUUUCGGCACAUCCUAAAUUAGUCGACAAACAUAUCGCUAUGCAACACCGCACUGGAUAUUUUAGUAAAUUAAAAAAUUUGAGCACACCUGAGGAUAUUGAAAAAUGGAUCAACGAACGUAAACGGAAAUAUCCAACGAAGAAUAAUGUUGACGCGAGAAAAGCCGAGCAAGUUGAAAAAAAAUCUCGGGGAGAAAUAAUUAAAGAUACAAAGCCGAAAACAAAUAUUCGGAAUGAUAACAAAAGCAAGAGAAGAAAGAAAAAAUUAAGAAAAAGACCAGAUGUUAAAUCUGAUGAGGUUGAGGUUGAAGAAACUUGUCAAGGUGUCAAACCGUUCAAAGGCAUCAUAUGUAAUACUCAACGUGAAAAUAAUUUUUUAGAAAUGAUCAUCAGUGAAGACGAAUCAGUCGGUGAUGUGGCAAAAGAAGAGUCACUAUUGGAUAAUCAUUUCACUGAUGAUGAAGAUGAAGUUCCAACAACGAACGCACCACUGGAACCAGUUAUUAAAUCAAUCAGUAGUUUGGUUGCUGAUUAUGGUAGCUCAGAAGAUGAACCACCUGAAGAAAUUCCAAUUAAAAAAGCGAAAAUAGAAAAAAUUGAUGUGAAUCAAGAGCCAAUAUCUUCAAAUACAACAUUCCUCAGACAAAGCCACCCCAAAACCACACUCUAUUUGUAUCAAAUUUUGAAAAUAGCUUUAUUUAUCAUUAGUUUGUUACUUAACAAGAGUUUCUGGUUUAUUUUCGUGAGUAGCAUUAACAUUACUUUGAAAAGCGUUUCUUCUUUUUCUUCUUUAGCUCACCAGGUUCCUUAA
Cotesia congregata is the source of this 1812-nucleotide messenger RNA. The record is from the annotation of a GenBank genome assembly. NCBI's taxonomy places the organism in Eukaryota, Metazoa, Arthropoda, Insecta, Hymenoptera, Braconidae.